Salvia miltiorrhiza (redroot sage) is the source of this 1058-nucleotide messenger RNA. Its product is annotated as LOB domain-containing protein 2. Bases 72 to 755 code for a protein of 227 amino acids. The record is from RefSeq and is a predicted model, not a curated record. The transcript has 2 exons. Lineage: Eukaryota; Viridiplantae; Streptophyta; Magnoliopsida; Lamiales; Lamiaceae.
CAUGCACUUUUAUAUUCCAUGUUCCAAUGGAACCUUGUUAAUUAACAAAAAGGAAAAAUAUUCCUACACUUAUGUCAAGGUUACAAAUAGAGAUGCAACGGGCUAACACCAUGUCUGCUUGCGCAUCAUGCAAGCACCAAAGGAAGAAGUGCACCGAAAAAUGCACGCUAGCACCUUUUUUUCCCGUGGAGAGGACCCGGGAAUUCCAGGCCGUACACAAGGUAUUUGGAGUUAGCAAUAUCACGAAGAUUAUCACAAGCCUUAGGGAAGAGGACCGAAAGGUGGCCGUGGAUUCACUCGUGUGGGAAGCUCUAGGCCGACAGAAGGAUCCGGUGCUCGGGCCAUUUGGAGAUUACCGGAGAGUUUGUGAGGAGCUAAGGUUGUACAAAAGUCAAUAUCAACAUUUUCAUCACCAAGUCCCAAAUCAAGGAAGUAUAGUGUACAAGGCUACUGCAGCACAAGCUCUCAUGGGAUGGAACAAUAGCAAUAAAGUUGUGAAUGCAAACAAUAAUAACACAAACAAUAAUUUUAUUGGUAAUGGCAAUUCUGUGGUGGAUUUUUGCACUUAUGGGUAUUCUCCAAAUCAUCAUAUUCAUCAAGAUUCUGAAAAACAAAGGGUAGAAAGAGAAAAUGGCGCUGUUAAUCCUCAACAACAUUUGCCUAAUGCUUUCGGCCAACAAUUCAUUCUUGCAGGUCAAUACAAUCCUCUGGAUUCGAAGUCAAUGGAAAGCACACUUUGGGAGGGCAGUUCGUAAUGCUUGCAUCUUGUUUGAGCUCUUAAAUCCAAUUUUUCAUGUUUUUAUUUAGAUUUUUCACAUGCCAACAAUUCACAUGGUUUCUUCAAAAUAUGUUAAAUUUUCAAAUUAUUAAUUGCGGAUUCAAUUUCUCAAUUCAUGUUAUAAAUUUUCAAAAAUCCAUCAAAGUCAUUUGUAAGAAAUUUAACCUAUUGUUUUCUAUAAAUUAUAUAUGUGUGUGUGCGCGCGCGCGCGCGCGUGUGUGUAUUUUAUCUCACAUAGUUUAAAUGACCUCUAAGUUGUUGCAUACUGCAAAGUCCGACC